This is a messenger RNA of Debaryomyces fabryi, 858 nucleotides long. RefSeq names its product hydroxyacyl-thioester dehydratase. The record is from RefSeq and is a predicted model, not a curated record. Bases 1 to 858 code for a protein of 285 amino acids. The transcript has a single exon. Lineage: Eukaryota; Fungi; Ascomycota; Pichiomycetes; Serinales; Debaryomycetaceae. Gene Ontology annotation, molecular function: (3R)-hydroxyacyl-[acyl-carrier-protein] dehydratase activity. Gene Ontology annotation, cellular component: mitochondrion.
AUGGGUUUAAGUAAAAUAGGUUUAGACCAAUGGUCUAGAUAUAUUAAACUGAAAACUUGGAUAUUUGAGGAUACAUGUUCUACUAUAAACUGCAACAACUUGUUGUUACUAUUAGAUGAUAUAUUUCCAAAAAAAUUUCAAGCUAAAAAACUAGGCUUUGAGAACAACCACAUACCAAUUGGUUUCCACUUUUUGUAUAACAAUCAACCUAACACAAGUCUUGGCACUGAUGGGUAUGACAAUUAUCAAGCACCAAUGGUUAAGGAUGAACAGGCUUACAAAAGACGAAUGUGGGUAAAAGGAAACAUUGAAAUUUACAAGUCGCCAUUGUUGAAUCAAUAUUUAAAAUGUACAGAAAAAGUUCAUACAGUCAAGACAUUCGGUGAUGCAACAUUUGUCAAUAUUAAUAGAGAGUUCAGUGAUACAAAAUGUCUUAACUUUAUUGAAAAUAGGACAUUGAUAUAUAAGAACGAUUUAUAUCAGCUGGUUGCGAAUCAUGCCAGCUUUCCAAAAUUUAAUGAUGCACUCAAUAUCAAAUUAUCUUACAAUGACAUUAUACGAUACAGUCAUUUAACUUAUAACUGUCAUAAGAUUCAUUAUGAUAGUAAUUAUUGCCGUGAGAUCGAAAAUUUACCAGAAAUAAUAGUGCAAGGUCCAUUUAUGGUUACGCUCUUAUUAUAUUGGUUUCAAAAGUUACAUCCUGACUUCACGAUCGGGAAAUUUACCUAUAAAAAUAUUGAGCCAUGGUUUUUGCAUGAUACAGUAACCUUUGGAAUCGUCGAAGGAGAAGAUUCUUAUAAGUUGCAAAUUAUAAAUGAGAAAAAAGGAAAGGUUUACAUGGAAGGAACGAUUAGAUAG